AGGGGCGGCGUUGCCAUGGCGGCGACCCUGGGGCAAGUGCUGGCGCUGGUGCUGGUGGCCGCUCUGUGGGGUGGCACACAGCCGCUGCUGAAGCGGGCCUCCUCCCGCCUGCCAGUUCAUGAGAGGACCUGGGUCCAGCAGUUGCUGCAGGAAAUGAAGACCCUCUUCUUGAAUACUGAGUACCUGAUGCCCUUUUUCCUCAACCAGUGUGGCUCCCUUCUCUACUACCUCACCUUGGCAUCAACAGAUCUGACCCUCGCGGUACCCAUCAGUAACUCUCUGGCCAUCGUCUUUACACUGAUUGUUGGGAAGGCCCUUGGAGAAGAUAUUGGUGGAAAACGAGCAUUCACAGGCAUGGUGCUCACCGUGGCAGGAAUUACUCUCUGCAUCACAAGCUCAGUGAACAAGACUCAGGGGCAACCGUCUACGCUUUGAGUGGGCCAAGGCCAUCCUCCAGCUCUGCUGUCCAGGGAGCCCCUGGGCCAGGAGGUAGAGCAUGAGCAUGCGGACUUAGCCCUCCCCUCCCCUCCCCCCACCCCAUCCCAGCCUCAACUUCAUCUCUUGGGAUAAUAGCUACCUCAUGGAUCAUAAUAAGAGAACAAGACGAGUUCUGUCUUGGUGCAGCAGAAACGAAUCUGACUAGGAACCAUGAGGUUGCGGGUUUGAUCCCUGGCCUCGCUCAGUGGGUUAAGGGUCCAGCGUUGCCGCGAGCUGUGGUGUAGGUUGCAGAUGCGGCUUGGAUCUGGCCUUGCUGUUGCUCUGGUGUAGGCUGGCAGCUGUAGCUUCGAGUCGACUGACCCCUAGCCUGGGAACCUCCAUAUGCUGCAGGUGUGGCCCUAAAAAGAAAAAAGAAAAAAAAGAGAGAGAACAAGAGUGAGAGGGUUUUGUAACUUUCAAGUGCCGUUCAACUGCUGGGAUUCAGCGCAAGAAACUUCACAAUCACCUUCAGCAACCUUUUUGCCCCAGCAGCACUCUUGCUGUCAUGUCAGGUCCCCAGAUCUGACACUGUUACUAUGGCCUGAUCUGGAGUGUCCCAGCAGCAUGCUUGGUGGACUGCAGAAUCCCAGCUGCAAGGAGAGCGCCAGCUAUACUCUUUGAGCCAGAAAUGCCAACAGGAGGCCUCCAGGCUCAGCCUUGGCUGGCUAAGGAGGAACUGAGGGGGAGGUGCACAAGAACGGCAGAAUGUAGGAGGCAGAUGUAGGACUUCCCUUUGCGGCUCAGGGGAAACAAACCUGACUAGCAUCCAUGAGGGUUCAGGUUUAAUCCCUGGCCUCACUCAGUGGGUUAAGGAUCGGUGUUGCCAUGAGCUGUGGUGUAGGUCACGACUUGGCUCCGAUCCCACAUUGCUUGGCUGUGACAUUGGUCAGCAGCUGCAGCUCCGACUCGACCCUUAGCCUGGCACUUCUGUGUGCCUAAAACAACAACAAAAAGGACAGCAGAUGUAGGGCAAGGGGAGCUGGCUCUUAGUCUUGCCUGUCCCUCCCAUGAGGCAGGUGGAAAUCCUCAACUGCUGUCCCCCUCAAACAGAUAAACAACUGUGAGUCCCCACACUGCCUGACUCCAGCAUGUGGCGCAAUGCUGGCCAGCAGUUGUCUGUAAUAAAUCUGCAGGAAACAGGUGGAGGA
Molecule: messenger RNA, 1625 nt
Organism: Sus scrofa (pig)
Lineage: Eukaryota; Metazoa; Chordata; Mammalia; Artiodactyla; Suidae
Gene: TMEM234
Product: transmembrane protein 234
Source: RefSeq, a predicted model, not a curated record